Chironomus riparius is the source of this 1107-nucleotide messenger RNA. The record is from the annotation of a GenBank genome assembly. NCBI's taxonomy places the organism in Eukaryota, Metazoa, Arthropoda, Insecta, Diptera, Chironomidae.
AUGAAGAUACUUCUAAGUUUAGUGCUAUUUUUGACAAUAUUUACAAACUAUGAAUCAAGUUGUGAAAAAGCUAGUUGUAGCUAUAGAAUGGUUCAAUCAAAAUACUACAGCUGCUUUUUAGAAGUCAUACCUUCUAGCGAUGAAUCUUACAGCAAUUCAAUGUUGCAAAAAUACACUGAGCUAUCUGGAGAUCAUAAUGGAGGUUCUGAUGAUUCUGUAGAACUUUUAGUAGACAACGAAGUUAAUUCCUACAUUUUUCCAACAAUUGUAUGUGAAAAGUUCAAAAAUUUGAAAUACUUUUAUCUUCAUUAUUCACCAAUUACGAGAUUAACGGGAACUUGUUUAGAUAAGUGUGAAAAUUUAGAAAUGAUUAACAUUUUGGGAACUGAUAUCAGACGAAUUGAACAUGAUUCGUUUAAAAGCUUAUCAAAAUUGAAGGAACUGACAAUAACUAGAACAAAAAUACAAAAUAUUCCGGAGAGCUUGCUUGUCAAUAAUUUAAAUUUGACAGAGAUUCAUAUAAGUGGCAAUAAAUUGACUUAUUUAAAAGAAAAUGUUUUCAAGAAUCAAAUAAAUCUGAAAGUUCUGAGUCUACCCAACAACAAGAUUGAAGGAUUUCCAAAAUUAUUUUUCAAUUCACUGAUAAAUCUAGAAAGUUUGAACUUGAUGGAUAACAAAAUUGCGAACUUAUCGUCAAUAUGGUUUGAAACUUUAGUAAACUUAAAGCAGCUUCAUUUGAGUGGAAAUUUGAUUGUAGACUUGCCAAAAAGUAUGUUUUCAAAGCAACUGAAAUUGGAAAAGCUUGACUUAUCAAACAAUUUAAUCAAAUUCAUUCAUGAUGACUCUUUGGGAACUUUACCAAAUGCUAUCAACUUACAGAGAAACAAAAUCAAAGGAAUUGAUGAAAUGUUCAUUUUAAAUCUAAUGAAUGCAAACAAAACUGUCGCAAUGGCUUCCAAUCCAUGCACAAAAGAUAGUGAAAAUUUGUCAGAAAAGGAAAUUGAUUACGAUAUAUCGCCAAGUCAGCUAGAUGCAGAGUUCUGGAAUGAAAUUGACGAAUGCUUGGAUUCUUAUGUUCCACGAAAUGAAAACUUUUGUGAAUUUUAG